ACACGUAUGUAAAGUAUGUGAGUAUAAAAAUAAAAAUAAUUCAAUAAUUCGUACACUAAAACACAUUUAAAUUAAUUUACUUAAAAAAAAUACUUGUUUACUUCAUUAUUUAUAACGCAAAUAAGAUUUAUUUGAUAACUAGUUUUAAUGCUUGCCGUAAAAGCUGCUCCUUUAUAAUUAUCUGUCUAUCGUUAAUAGGAAUUCAGUCAAGUAUUGUCAAAGUCAAACAAUUUAAUAGUCUGUUUCAAUCAGCUGUAAAGGAAAAUAUGAUUUAUAUUUAAUAACGUAAAUAUUGUGCUUGUAUUCAGUCCUACGCUUUAAACUAUUUAAUUUUUAUUUUUUCUUUGUAUUUUUAAUACAUUUUAUCAUAACCGUCUUGAUUAUGUUGCGUCCUUUAUAAUUCAUAUUCAAAAUUUGUUAAUAUUUCCUUGCAUCAUGGGAAAGAGGUACCAUUGUGAGUAUUGUGAUAAAACUUUAGUAGCGGCACCAUCGACUAUCAGGACGCACAAUAAUGGAGCAGUGCACCAAAAACUCGUUAACGAUCAUUAUCAACAGUUCAAAGACCCUGAGACAAUACUAGAAGAAGAAAGCUCAAAGAGACCUUGCACUAGAUAUAUUACAAGCCAGUGUCCUUUCGGCAGCAUAUGUAGAUAUUCACAUUACACUCCAGAGGAAAUCAAUAAUUUAAAAUAUUAUGUUGCUGAAAAGAAUAAAUUACAAACAAAAAAACCAGUAUCAUUUGGGGAUAUAUAUGAAAAAUUUAUAGUUGACAAUACCACACAACUUACCACAAAGGAAAAUGAAAGUGUAAUUUAUGAUUCUAAUGGAUACACACAUAUUUUGCCAUGGGCAUAUAACCCUAUUUUUGACAAUUACAGUGAUUUGCCACCAAGUAUAAAGAGGUUAAAAAUGUCUGAUUUUGAUAAUAUUAACAUUGUGACAUGGGGUUAAUAUAUUUUUCACAAAAAGUUGUAUUGUUGUUUAUUACUUAUGUUUUAUAAUACUUCUAUCCAAAAGAUCCAUGCUUGCAUGGCUGUUAUUAAUAUGUAUUUGUAAUUUAUAAUUUGGUUUAUUAUAACUUUAAAAAUCGC
This is a messenger RNA of Pieris brassicae (large cabbage white), 1091 nucleotides long. Its product is annotated as zinc finger matrin-type protein 5. Lineage: Eukaryota; Metazoa; Arthropoda; Insecta; Lepidoptera; Pieridae. Gene Ontology annotation, molecular function: zinc ion binding. Gene Ontology annotation, cellular component: U12-type spliceosomal complex. Bases 436 to 951 code for a protein of 171 amino acids. The transcript is spliced from 3 exons. The record is from RefSeq and is a predicted model, not a curated record.